Messenger RNA from Pistacia vera, 893 nucleotides. Its product is annotated as protein CENTRORADIALIS-like. Gene Ontology annotation, cellular component: cytoplasm; nucleus. Bases 37 to 555 code for a protein of 172 amino acids. Lineage: Eukaryota; Viridiplantae; Streptophyta; Magnoliopsida; Sapindales; Anacardiaceae. Gene Ontology annotation, biological process: negative regulation of flower development; vegetative to reproductive phase transition of meristem. The transcript is spliced from 4 exons. The record is from RefSeq and is a predicted model, not a curated record.
AUACAUCACUAGAUCAUUCUCUCUCUAAUAGCAAGAAUGUCAUCAGAUCCUCUUGUAGUUGGCAGAGUGAUUGGAGAUGUUGUUGAUUGUUUUAAUCAAACUGUUAAAAUUGCAGUUACCUACAACUCUUCCAAGCAGGUAUACAAUGGCCAUGAGCUGUUUCCAUCUUCAGUAACUCUGAAACCUAAGGUUGAGGUUCAUGGAGGUGAUAUGAGAUCUUUCUUCACAUUGAUCAUGACAGACCCUGAUGUUCCUGGUCCAAGUGACCCAUACUUGAGGGAGCAUUUACACUGGGUGGUGACAGACAUUCCUGGCACAACCGAUGUCACGUUUGGAAGGGAAUUGGUGAACUAUGAAAUGCCGAGGCCAAACAUUGGGAUUCACAGGUUUGUUUUCCUUCUCUUCAAGCAGAAACGCAGGCAAACAGUGAUAAGCGUACCAUCGUCAAGGGAUGGCUUUAACACAAGAAAGUUUGCAGAAGACAAUGACCUUGGUCUGCCAGUGUCAGCUGUGUUCUUCAAUGCACAAAGGGAAACAGCUGCAAGAAGACGCUGAUGAAUAAUGAAAUGAAACCAAAAAAAAAAUUAAGUAACUACUCCAGAAGAAAAAACAUAUAUAACAUGUUAAAGUGAGAAGGCAGUGGUGUAUUAUUAGAUAUAUAUUUAGUGUUUAAUGGGUCAUCAAGAAUAAAAGCCUGGGUAAAUAAGUACUAUGCAUGCCACAUCUCUGAGUGGAUACAUAUGUAACCUAUCCCAAAAUAGCAGCUUUUGAAGUUAUCAAUUAAUCUCCUACUUUGUAAUUCUAUAUGUAUCAUUUUAUGGUUUCAGUGUGUUACUUUGUAGUUUGGUUUUCUAGAAAUAAAAUGGAGAAAAAGAAGCUGGGGUUUUAGUUAA